This is a messenger RNA of Trichosporon asahii var. asahii CBS 2479, 4368 nucleotides long. RefSeq lists its product as uncharacterized. Bases 1 to 4368 code for a protein of 1455 amino acids. The record is from RefSeq and is a predicted model, not a curated record. NCBI's taxonomy places the organism in Eukaryota, Fungi, Basidiomycota, Tremellomycetes, Trichosporonales, Trichosporonaceae. Gene Ontology annotation, cellular component: plasma membrane of growing cell tip. Gene Ontology annotation, molecular function: protein binding. Gene Ontology annotation, biological process: positive regulation of establishment of bipolar cell polarity regulating cell shape. The transcript has 2 exons.
AUGCGACGAAAUCCGCCCGCUCGACGGCUGGGGGUCUUUGCCGCAGCAGCGACCCUCGCUAUGGCCUCGUCCUCGGCCCCCGACAGCUUUCCGAUGGUAGACUUCGCGCGCAUGGGCACCGUCAACCUGGGAGGCGCCUUUUCAGGACUCGACUGGUUCUCCGAGCAGUCACCGUUCGCCGCGGCGUCCUCGUCAUCUAGUGGAACGACGUUCUCAUCAACAGGAGACACGCUCGUCGCGCGGAGUCCAGACGGAUCGUACACGGUGGUUGCUUCUGCCAAUGCUGGCGGAACCAUCAACGCCCUCUGUUACUCGUCUAAGGACGACACGUUGUAUGCUGCAGGCAACUUCUCGUCACUAGCAUCAACAUCCACAUCCAACAUUGUCGCCUACUCGCUGUCGAAGAAGGAGUUCAGCGCUCUGCAAUCAGGGAUUCCAGGGACUGUCGACACACUCUACUGCGAUGACGACCACCACGAAGUGUGGGCAGGUGGAACAUUCGCAGCACCGCAAGGAGGCAGUGGCGCUAACGUUGCGCGGUGGGACACCGAGUCCAAACAAUGGACAGAAGUGCCCUUCGGAGGAUUGAACGGUCAUGUGGACGCCAUCGCUCCGAAUCAGGACGGAUCAAGUCUUUACUUUGGCGGAGAGUUCACAACGCAGUACGCCGACACGACGAAUACGACGUACCAGCUGCUCCGAUCAAUACCGAGCGCACCGAACAACACUGUCACCACUGGCAAGUCUGGGUACCUGACGCCGUUCACGAUUCCGGAGCAAGCAUCGCAGUGGUCCGGUCUCCAGAUCAACGCUGGACCAGCAUCGACCAACAGCCAGUACAACGACCAAAAGGCGCUCGUGUGCCCCGAGAGCGGAACGUGGAUGGCCCGUGACGGUUCCCCCGCCAAGAUCGAGAUCCUCAGUCACGCCUACCUGACCGGAGCAGGCAUUCGAAUCUCCAACGGCCACGUUGGCCAGAGCACUUCGAAGACGUUCACGGGCGCGAUGCGACCUGCACCGACGACUGCCCCCUCUCCACUGACCCGAAUGUUGGCGCACAGGACUUCCUUUUCGCCGACGGCUCCCUUUCGAUCACCGGUUUCGACGUCCACAUCACCUCGUGACGGCGACGCGGCUGCGCUCAAUUACAUUGAGCUCCUUUCGGAUGGCGCAUACUCGUCGGCAGUUGAGGCCGAGAACCACAGCUUAUGUGGACGAUCAAACAACAGGGUCAACGCCGCAGGCAACUGGGAAGCCGGUGAAUCCCCGUCCGAGAUCGCCGGUACCGUUGGUGGAUACCUGAAGGCCGACGUUCCCAAGUCGGGCAACUCUGACUCAUCUCUCACACUCUACCCCUGGGUCGGCUCCUCCGCGUUUUACGACAUCUACCUCGUCAUUCCCGGGUGUAACAACCUCGGUGACUGCGCUACCCGCACCUCUGUCGAUGUGUCUGUGUUCCCUGCACAGGACACUGGUGCCUACCUGUCAAAUGUUCAGGAGAGGGUCGAGGACUACACUCGUGUCAAGAUCUACUCUGGUUGGGUGGAAGCCUCGACUGAUGCUUUCAGCCCGACGAUCAACGUCAAGCUGGCCCAGAACCCAACCGGUGUCGAUGGAGACAACUAUGUGCUUGUCGCUAGCGGCGUUGAGCUUGUCUUGACCGGUGUGGAGGCCAACGGACAGAUGCCUUUCCCUGGCUCGACUACCACUCGUGGCCAGGUGACGGUCGCCAAUGGGCAGGGCAUCUCCACGCCUGCAGUCCAGUUCACUGGCACUGCCUACACCACCCGCACCGACGGCGUCGUCAUGAGCGGCACCAUGACAAUGACUGCUCCCCCAACCCUGAUCACUACCAACACGACGAGGGUGAACCAGACUCGCACGGAGAUCCGCAACUCGUACGGUGUUUUCGAGUGGCCUCGUUCUUCCAAUGUCAAGACCGACUCGCUCAUGCCGAACUCGACCGAAACCACGCUCACACACAUCGGCUUCGCACUCGCCAUGGCCAAGAAUGCCUCGGCUGACGGUAACCAGUUCAAGAUCAACACCAUCAACGAGCUCAAAGACUACAUCUUUGUCGGUGGCAGGUUCACUUCCAGGACGGGCAGCAUCUCGAAUGUCUUGACUAUCAAGAAGGACGAGGCUUCCCCUGCUGCUCUCGCCAACGACGGUCUCAACGGCCUCGUUAACACCGCUACCGUGGCGGACAACUCGAUCUACUUUGGUGGAGAGUUUACCGGCACUGCUCAGGGCAAGACGGACCUCAAGUACAUCGCCAAGUACGACCCCGAGGCCAAGUCUUGGAGCCCGGUCGGUGGUGGCGUUGACGGCCCUGUCAAGUCGAUUAGGGCUAUCGACGGCGGACUGCUCGUCGGAGGCGACUUCAACAACGUCAUGUCGAACGGCAGCUCUUCCGCAUCGACAGGAGGCUUCGCCGUCUACAACUUCUCGACCUCGGACUGGAACGACUCCGGCAUCAUCUACGGCAAUGGUUCGGCAUGCCUCGACGCCAAGGACGGCUUCGUCGCAGGUCGCUUCACUGGGUUUUCCCGCAACUCGGCCCAGGGCAUCGCCUCGAUCAAGUCGAGUAACGGCAAGCCGGCAUCGAUCGAGCCUGUCAAGGGUGCCACCUUCACUCCAGGAUCGGGUUCCGGCAAGGCUUCCAAUGCCACGAACCAGAAGUCCCGUCGGGGCUUCAUUUCGCACUUCCGUCCGCGUAUGCUGUCUGCUCGAGCGGAUGCGCCCGCCAUCAACGACCCUCCCGCGAUCGCCCCUGCUACGCUUACUGGCGCGUACUGGGAGAACGGUAAAUCUCAUGUCGUCGUUCUCGGCGGAAACUUCACUGCGCAGGACAACACCGUUCGGGGUGUCGCGUUCCAGGAGGGCGAGAAGCUCACUGGCCCGUCGCCCCCUGUCGACGGCGUCGUCCGUGCGCUCGAGGUCCAUGCUGACACGCUCUACGUUGGUGGCGAGGCUCUCCGCGUUGACGGAUUGUCCGACUCUGGGGUCUACGUGUAUGACCUGAAGGGAAAGGAGUGGCGCAAGAACUACAUUCCGCCGCUCGCCACUAAGACUGGCGACCCGACCGUCAACUACAUUCGCAACCGUCCGAAGACUGACGACGUCAUUGUCGCGGGUGACUUUGCCACUGCGGGCUCGCUCUCUUGCGCAGGCAUCUGCAUGUGGCAGAACAACCGCUGGCAGUCGCUCGGCAGUGGUCUGCAGAAUGGCGAGGUGAAGAGCUUUGGGUUUGCUGAGGAGAAGGCGUCUAGCCUCUUCGUCGGUGGCUCCUUUACGCUCGACAACAAGCCCACGUACGCCGCCCUGUUCAGCUUUAACAACCAGACCUGGACUCCGCUGAACGGCCUUCCUGGCCCCGUCCUCUCCAUCGCUGUCGAUGACAACAAGGCUUCCAACGUCUUUGCCUCGGGAUACGGCGAAGGUGACAACAAGCCGUACCUGCAGCGCUGGGACGGCUCCUCGUGGAGCGAGCAGAACUCGUCGGCUCUGCUCCCCGGCACGAACAUCAACAACCUUGCGUUUGUACCCCUCAGCGAGGGCCACAAGCACGAGGCUAGGGGCGCGAUCGAGGACAACCGUCUGCUGAUGGCCACCGGUCAGGUCCACCUCGCGCAGACCGGCAACGUUUCCUCGGCCCUGUUCGACGGUGCCAAGUGGAUCCCUUACAUGGUCGGCUCGACGGCUGCCGGCACGCUCGGCGCCGCCUCGGGCUUGUUCUACUCGGACCGCUUCUUCAACUUUGAGGUGCACCACUACCUGGACCGCGGCAUCGUCGUUCUCGUCGCCAUGGCGAUCGCGACGGCGCUCAUUCUGCUGCUCAUUCUGCUCAUUCUCCUUGCCGCAUACUGCAUGCGUCGGUACGAGCGCCGCCACCGCCCACAGGAGAUCUACGAAAAGGCUCCGUCGGAGGUGUCGUCGACGCACCAGAUCAUGCUGAACAGCGUGCAGACAGCGCUGGAGCAGUCACUCCUGACGCCUGGUGGCGUCGCACGUGCCGGCGCCGCGGGCGGUGUGGGCAGCCUUGCCGCCGCUGGCGCAGCCAAGCGACGGUCGUCGCAUCGCGACUCGGACCACUCGCACUAUACCGACGAGGAGGAGCACCACCGACCAGAUGCGGAUGAGUUCCUCGCCGCGGGCGCGGGCUCGGAUGCCGACUCGGACGACGGCGGCCGCGAGACUGUGAUGCGGUACGACUUUGGCGGCCCCGACCUCGAGACGGGCGAGCUGUCGAUGCGCGCGGGCCAGCGCGUCAUCAUCCUCGACGACGAGCAGAGCGAGGAGUGGUGGUACGCCCGCGACCCAGCAACGGGACGCGAGGGUGUCGUCCCCGCAACCUAUGUUCUGUAA